Messenger RNA from Hippocampus comes (tiger tail seahorse), 2089 nucleotides. It is a transcript of the gene acp2, whose product is annotated as acid phosphatase 2, lysosomal. The transcript has 11 exons. NCBI's taxonomy places the organism in Eukaryota, Metazoa, Chordata, Actinopteri, Syngnathiformes, Syngnathidae. Gene Ontology annotation, biological process: lysosome organization; dephosphorylation. Gene Ontology annotation, molecular function: acid phosphatase activity. The record is from RefSeq and is a predicted model, not a curated record. Gene Ontology annotation, cellular component: lysosome. Bases 25 to 1095 code for a protein of 356 amino acids.
CUUUUGUUUGUUCUUUAGGAAGGCAUGCGCCAGCACCUGGAGCUGGGCCAGUUUCUCAGGAAGCGAUAUGACGGCUUUCUUAAUCAAAGCUAUCUCAGACACGAGAUCACUGUCCGCAGCACCGACUACGAUCGAACCCUGAUGAGCGCCGAGGCCAACCUUGCAGGUCUUUACCCCCCCAAUGGUGAGCAGGUUUUCUCACCAAACAUCAUGUGGCAGCCCAUCCCCGUGCACACAGUUCCGCAAAGUGAAGAGAAGCUGCUGUCCUUCCCUCAGCGAGAUUGCCCUCGCUUCGAAGAGCUCAUGAAUGAGACUGAGCAAACGGAAGAAUUCCGGAACGUCACAGCCGCGAAUCAGGACGUAUUGGAUCUGGUGCGGAAUAAAACGGGACUGAAGACGAUGAGUGUAGAAUCUGCCUGGAGUGUGUACGACACCCUCUUCUGCGAGUUACGUCAUAACAAGUCAGCUCCCGAUUGGGUGACCCCUUCUCUCUGGGAAAGGCUCCACUUUUUGAAAGACUUUGGAUUCCAGGUUUUAUUUGGUGUCUACAAACAGCAGGAGAAGAGUCGGCUGCAGGGAGGGAUCCUGUUGGGUGAAAUAGUGAAGAAUCUUUCCCGGGUGGCUUUAUCGAAGGGAAGGCAGCAUUUGAAAAUGAUGAUGCUUUCUGCGCAUGACACCACUGUGGCAGCUCUGCAGGUCAGCUUGAAUGUUUUCAACGGCAGACAACCACCGUAUGCCUCCUGUCACAUGAUUGAGCUGUAUUCAGAUGACAACGGGUCUCUGACGGUGUCCAUGUUUUACCGGAACGACAGCACGGUUGAGCCUUACGCACUUCAGCUGCCAGGCUGCUCCUUGGACUGCCCCCUGGAGGACUUUGUGAAAAUUACAAAGCUGUCGAUUUCUGAGGACAGGCAGAAGGAGUGCCAGUUGCCUUCAAGUGGGAGGAAUCAAGAGGUGAUCAUCACUCUGGCAGUGUUUGGCUGCCUGUUGCUGGUCCUCAUCGUGGUCCUCUUCCUGGCCAUGAUUCGCCACAAGGAGCCAUUGGGCAGCCAGGGAUAUCGCCAGAUCAGCCGCGAGGGGGCCGACGAGUCCUGACAGAAGUGCAAGGUCCUCCUUUGCAGACCACCCAGCAGCUCCUCGUCGCUGGACAGGAGCCAAGACGAUGCCGCUGAUGAACUUUGACCUUUUCUGGAGCUUCAUCAGCUCUGGUUUUUAAAUCACUGGCAGGUUUUACCAACCCCCUCCUGCCUUUUUUUUUUUUUUUUAAUGAGUACCAAGUUUGGCGCUAGAGAAAGUUUUACAAAUGUUUCAAAGCUGUCAUGAUGACAAAAAAAUGGAGCGACAUGAACAGAUUUUUAGCAUGUAACACUUCUUUUUUUGUGCCUGUGUUUUUCUUAUUUGAUCAGUGUUAUGAGUCUAUUUGGUGCAUUUAUUUGAACAUCAAGAAUGUUGAGCUGUUUUGUUUGUUUGUUUGUUUGUUUUUAUCUAGAGAGGUUACAUUUGCUUUGCAAGUGGGUUGUUUGAAUUUUGUGAAUCGUUAUGCCGUCGGUCAAAUUGGGCCAAACAACCAUCAUGCCUUCUUCAAUAAUCGCCAUCGGUGAAUCUUUGUCGUUCUCUUUUCUAAAUCUGAGGUUGUGCUUAUUUCUAAGCCGCGCAUGACCAAGUUUGCGAUUGUGACUUAACUUUUUCACUUCCUCAAAUGAUUUGAUUUCAUCAGCAAAGUCACCGACUUGUUUUUCUCGAGUCAGCUGAAAGUGGCUCUUUGGUUUGAAAUUGCGAGUGACCCCGUGCGACACCGCAAAGUCUUUCAAUGCUGACUCCCAAGAUUCGUUUUGUUUACACUACUGCACUCGGUACGGUUUGAAUGAUUUUAAAUUCCAAGCUCCAUGACGAACAAUGAGGACGAGCCACACCGGGAAAAUAUUUCUAUGCCGACUUCAUGAAUGUUUUGUUUACAGUACUGCAGUUGGCACAGUUUUGUUUUUUUGUAAAGUACACCUUCACGAUGAACGAGUUUUGUUUGUCAGUUUUGCUCUGUGGUGGUUUGUUUUCAAGCAGAUGAUUAAAUGACUCGGUACUUUUGUCUCUG